CAUUCAUCCCUCCCUGAACAAAACCUUCGCAAUCUCUCUCUCUUUCUCUCUCUUCAUCUCCCUCCCUCUCUCUCUAGAAUCGUAGAGAGAGAGAGCGACCGCGAUCCUCCGCCGCACCGGAGACGAAUCGGGAUGCCGUGACGCGGCGGCGGCGGCGGCAGCGAUUCCGUUCCCUCUCUUCCCCUAGGGUUCCGUCGCCGGCGACGCUUUCCCCGGCCUCGUUCCGACGCACAUUGCUUCGGUUAUCGGUUCUUUGCACUUGGCUGGUUUGGUGUUCGAUCGGGGUCGGUCUCGUUCCGCUUCGCGGGGUCGCGGUUUUGAUGCGGUCGGUGGGAGCUGGAGUUCGUGCGGAUUGAGAUAUAUGUUAGACCGUCCCUCCAGUCUCAAUGGUUUGCCCAGUCGGGAGUGGGAAAAUGGCCGUUUUGGCUCGUGUUCUUGCGGGAGGCGGUUUCUCCAGUACAGCAGAAGAGGAAGUUAGCCAUCAGAAAUUAUUGGCUCAGCACAUUUUUAAGGAAUUUCGUGAGGCUGAUGAAGCAAAUUUGCUUGAUGAGGAAGACAUGCAUGUAUAUGGUUUGACACCUAUGGCCGAUCAACUGCAUUUGGUACGUUGCAAUGCAUGUAAGAAGCCAAUCAAGGCCAGUCAAUAUAUGGCUCAUGCAGAUACCUGUAGGUUAUUGAAUUCUACACAAGAAGCUGUUUUGGAGCCUAAUGGCACUGGAAGGGGCAAAAGACCACCUAGGAAGGAGAAGAAAAAGUCCACCACUCCCAAGCAGGGACUCACUGUUGGAGAGCAAGGGAAUUAUGAAUUUGUGAAGAAUACCAUCACUGUUGAAUCACAGUUCCGUUAUAAUGGAAACCAGCAAUCACCUUCUUUAUGUUUGGAGGUCAAAGGAAAUUCAGCUAGUCAACUUGUUUCAAGAAGUAAAGAUGAUCCAGGAGUUAUCCCUAAAAAUGCUGAUGAGUCAGCAAGUCAAAUGCAUCCUCCUGUGAAACGUUCUAGAUUGAUAGCAGGGGAGAAUAUGUCAGAAACAGAUGAUCAAGAAACAGAUUCUGGUAUCACUAGAAGUAGGGAUCUCCAAAAAGAAUCAUUUCCAGAACAAGAAGCAAAGAGUGGUUGUGCUAGUGGCUAUAAGAAUCCCUUGCAAAGUUAUACAAAUAGCCAAUUGACACAAGGUACUCCUUCGCCACUGGCUACCAAAAUAUAUUACUCUCAGAGAAACAAUCGUCUCCGAUCUGCUAUCAGCCAUCUUUAUUACAUGACAUCAACUGAUGGACUUCUUGAUGACUUGCUAUGCUCAUUCUAUUCUCAGGAACUGAGAGAUGCACAGCCAUCGCCUUUACUGCAAGAACCUGACCCAGUUCUCCCGAAAAGUUCAUCAUUACAUUCAGAUAUCUCUGCAGUAUCUUUGCCACCAUCAAGAGUAUCAAAUUAUCUAUCUGCUGAUGCUGCUUUGAGGCCUCAGGAUGCUCCAAUUCAGUUAAUGAAAGGCAGAACUUUUCCCAAUGGUUAUUCUUUUGCUGGUGACUCAGGAAAACCACUGAGCGUACAGCAGCCCGAUGGAAGCGUUUCAGUUUCAUAGAAUCGCUACUGGGAUUUUUUUGUUAGGUGUCGGUGUAAGUAGCCCCAUACAUGAGGUUAGAGUCAGUUUUUGAGAAUCAAUUGUAACCUUCAUUAAAUUGUUCAUUCCUGUCUCCUAUACUGCCAAUGCUCAAAUUGUUCUUUUUGGGCAAAUGGCGCGAAUUGUUCAUAUUCGGUAAAUAUAAUGUCAAAUCCUUUGCUGGCCA
Molecule: messenger RNA, 1785 nt
Organism: Eucalyptus grandis
Lineage: Eukaryota; Viridiplantae; Streptophyta; Magnoliopsida; Myrtales; Myrtaceae
Exons: 13
Coding region: 387-1580 (397 amino acids)
Cellular component (GO): SAGA complex
Source: RefSeq, a predicted model, not a curated record